ACACUAAUAAGUUUUCCAGGCGAACUCUGUCGCAAUUUGCUUCGCGCGCUUAUAGCAGUGUCUAAUUCGCGGAGUUCAACCGAGCCCGAUCUGGAAAAUCUCCAUCUUGACCAAGAUUCACCAUGAAGAACAAGUAUCUGUUUGUAUUCGCGCAAGUCCAUGAGGAAUUUAGAAUCCCAGAAUUGCUUUCCAUCGCAGAACUGUACAACAUCAACAUUGGCCUGCCGGAGGAUGUGGAUACUUCGAGGCCAUUCAUGGUCAUCGAACUUGAUAGUGAAGAAGACGCGCACACUCUUGCUCAACGCUGCAUCCUCAUUAAAUGGGUCUGCGAUUUUUACGCUAGGGGAAAGACUUAUGCCGAGGUCCAUGAACAGACCCGGGCUAACUCCUCAAAGUAUUCACAAUACAUAGAGAAUACGUCCUUCAAAUUUAUCGUCACGGCAUACAACCAUAGUAUUUCGCAGAGGCGACAGCGAGAAGUCGUUGAAAGCUUCUCGUAUAUGGCCCUCCUCGGAAAGAUCGAUAUGAAGAAUCCUGACAUUACCUUUAUGUGUUUCGAAGAGUAUGCUGAUAAACGCGGUACAACGCGUGAGAAGCUUGAAGGAGAUGGUGCUUUUAGAGAAGUCUUCUUCGGGAGGUUGAUAACGGAAGGCACUGCGAGACCUCUUGUCAAGACCUUCGACGUGAAGAAACGUUCAUACUUCGGUAAUACUUCCAUGGAGGCGGAAAUCUCGUUACUAAUGGCUAACCAAACUCUGGCUGCCCCAGGAAAACUGAUAUAUGACCCUUUCGUUGGCACUGGAAGUCUUGCCUAUGUUACAGCACAUUUCGGUGCAUGGUUGUAUGGCUCAGACAUCGAUGGCAGACAGAUGCGUGGGAAAGAAAAUGUUCCCGGCAUCAGAAGAGCUGCAGCUCAGUAUGGGGUUGCAGACCGUAUCCUCGAUCUUUGUACAUUCGACGUCACACAGAACCCGUGGCGAUGCGGAGACCUAUUCGAUGCUAUCAUUACAGAUCCGCCUUAUGGGGUGAGAGCAGGCGCGAAGCGAUUAGGUCGGAAGAAACCCACCAAGAAGGGCAUCGUAGAGCGUACGGGAUUAACACUGAGACCUGAUGACCAGCCAUAUAUUCCACCAACAAAGCCGUAUGAGUUAUCAGCACUUGCAACAGACCUCAUCCUACUUGCGCGGCACAUGCUGAAAACAGGAGGACGACUUGUGUUUUUCCUGCCUACCGUCACAGACGAGUACGAAGAGGUUGAUGUUCAAACAAUGUUGUGCGAUGGCAUGGACGUCAUUGCCAACUCGUUACAGGACUUCGGGUCGUGGGGACGUAGACUUAUUACCAUCCGUAAGACUUCAGACAAGUCCUAUCCUCGGCCGACGUUUGAGCCUGUCGUGAAUCAGUCAGAUGGAAACACUCCUGAAGUAGAGCAUAUACCGGCUCAUCGCGAUUUCAGGGAGAAGUACUUCAGAGGCUUCAAAAAAGACGAGGAUCGGACAACACCAUUGGAACAGCAAUAGUAAUGACAGGUAGUCGCAAGCUGUAGCAAUACGUAGAAUCAUCUAAGCUGGAGAGGGAAACCACAAGGGUUGAUGCAUGAUGGAGAAAGCAAAAUUACUGCUCAGCAGUGGAUAUCAGGAUAUAUGAAAGCAGUGGCAAGAAGCGGGUAUGUACAGAUAGGCUAACGCGCUGUUGUUGAAUAUCGUCAGGGGUAUACUCAGCGGUGAUUUGUACUGUCAAUGAAGCGGGCCGUGGCUGCAACACGGAAGUUCAAAGGCACGACAGUAUGCCUGCAAGGUUUGGUUCUUCGGUAAGUAUGGUACGUGUACACAAUGGUAUUUCUGGCUUACUCA
Somion occarium is the source of this 1853-nucleotide messenger RNA. NCBI's taxonomy places the organism in Eukaryota, Fungi, Basidiomycota, Agaricomycetes, Polyporales, Cerrenaceae. The record is from the annotation of a GenBank genome assembly.